AUGACUGGAUUCCCUCUUUCUCAGAUUCGAUUGUCCAAUUAUACUCCAAAACCGUCGGCUUAUUAUGAUAACGGCAUGUGUAGUGGUGAGAUUCAUCUGUCAGAAGUGGAUGCCACGGUCAUUUCAUUUCCUAUCAAUUGUAUCAUCUCGUUAAAAGCUUUAUUGCUUUCCACUAGAAUGAACCGAGUCCAGCAGAGAAAUGUUCGUGCCAAGACCCAAAAUGAAUGUGUAGUGGUCAUCGUUGAUUAGAAACGAGAAGAUUUCAACGAACUUUUGCCCGAAUGUGAUAAGACCAGAACACAAAAUUGGCAAAUGGACUGGCAGCUUCACCAUGAGACAUCGGGAUUACGGUAGAUAUUGUACAUCUCCAGUCUGCCUGAGACUAUCCUUCGACCACAAGUUUCUCAAGAAUGGCUAAGAUUCUCACGAGCGCGCACGCCUGAUUAUGUAUUCAAUUCCCUCCUCGUCCGAACUAUCCCCGAGAUUACCCCCCUGCCUCGGUUGGCUUUUCGCGAUGAGAACUGCGUUUCCCAUGUGUCGGAUCCAAUUGAUUUACAAGCCUCCUGAUGCGCCUUUUUCUGGAGACAGAGGAGAAGAAAAGACAAGCGGCGAGGUGUAUCCGCCCUUUUUUCCUCCGACGAGAAUUGAAACAGAGAGGAGGGGGGAGGAAGAAAGGACGAGCUGCUUAUAUAACACUUCGCGUUCUUUAGACAUUUCCUCAUUUAUGUCAUUCAUUCGGGUUUAGACCCCUCUCGCUUUUGUGGUUUCUUCCAAUUCUAAUACUUGACACUUCUUCAUACUUGUUUACCUUCUCCUACUUGCCUUUACAGACAUGUCCCUGUCCGUCCGGCCUACAAUAAUCCUCCUACUCACCGUUGGCCUGGUGAAUGCGUGGUUUUUAGGAAUGGUAAGUAUUAGAACAUAUGGAUUUUCGGAAUGAAAAGUUAUCUCUAUUUCAGCUCGGAUGUCAGCAGAGAUGUCAAUCCUACACAGGUACUAUCAAGGCAGGAAUCAUAAUCCUUAUCCUCAGGUAUCACCUAUUUUCUAUAGAAUUACAUAAUCUGGGAAAAAAGGAAAACGAAGAAAGUUGUGUGAAGCUGAAAAUAAGAGGGCUAAUGAGCUCGUGGAGAGCCAAAUCUCAAUCUCACGCCUCCAGUUCAGUUGAAUGCGCUUCAUGAGAAAGUUUCUGAAAUAGAUGAGAUGACGCGACCGAUCUUUCAGCCGCAAGCCUUCCCAGCGCAGACUCCUCCAGCCAACGCCUACGCAACCGCUCCAUCCACCUACGUGGCACCCAACACUCUUCCAGUGGCCGCCCAGCACGCCAUCCCCCAGAGCUCCUACUCGGGCGGUCUGUUCGCGGUGACGCCCGCCUUCCCGGUGUCCACGUACCCGACUCCCCCUCCGUACGUCGUCGUCACUCCUUCCUAUCCGACUCCUGCCCGUACUUACCCCACCGCAGCGCCAACGACGACUACGACGACGACGACGACAACGACGCCUGCGCCGCCGAAGUGCUUCCUGAACUCUCACGGAUUCAGAUGCUGCAACAAGGCGUUGGAUCUGUUUUUAGAUCAGGCCAUCUUCCAGCUGCAGACGGCGCAUCACGGAGGCUGCAAUCUGCAAAAGUUUGCCACUGAUUUGCAGGUAACGAGCCUAGUAACGGAAUGAAAGUGUUUCAGAUUAUUAGCCCCGCAAAUUUCUGGCAAAUUCGCACCAUCGCGAUCUUUUUUCAAUUUUGCACUGAAUUCACGCGGAGACCGAUAGAGCGCGAUGGCCAGACUUUUCCGGAUGCAAUGCACACAAGUUCCGUUUUUCAGAAAGAUGCCCACCGCAUAUUCGGACAUUCGAUGGAAUCCAUCGUCGCCAGUGGCCAGAUGGAAAACCUCGCCCAUUACGCCGGAGACCUCUACUGCAAAAGGAAAACGACGGAUGGAAAGGUAGCGCUCCUCCAUGCUUCCUCUCUGAACAUUUCCCUCUUUCAGACGGUCGUACUCUACGGAUCGGCGGUCCCGUACGUUCUGGACGAAGGAGUGAAUCGGCCGAUGAACGAAUCCGAGCUGACGGCGGCCAAUUACCCGGACGAGUGGACGGAAAUCGGAGUGCACGACGGGCACGAGGAAAACAUUUCGUAA
Messenger RNA from Caenorhabditis sp. 36 PRJEB53466, 2132 nucleotides. The record is from the annotation of a GenBank genome assembly. Lineage: Eukaryota; Metazoa; Nematoda; Chromadorea; Rhabditida; Rhabditidae.